UAUUCGUCCAACUUGACACAUGAUGUCUUCAUUAUUCAAUGUAAAUUAUUCUAUUUUACAACAGGGUUCAAUGUCUCUGACAAGUUGGAAUCCAAUGUAUAUGAAUCAGAAAUCUGAACGACUGAUGUUUGAAAAUUCUUUAGGAAAACUCCAAGAGAUCCUUUAUUUUUCAUUAGAAGUAUAUUAUAUUAAUACAACUUGACAUGUUAUUAUGUCUUUAUCUUUCAUUUUUUUUUUAUCUCACUUUGACUUAGUCAAUCCACAGUUUUGCAUCCAUGAACCACAAGUUGUGUGGUUGUGAUGUAGAUGUUAAAUAGAAAAUUGUCCAAAUUCAUGUAAAUUAUCUCAGGCAGAGACAUUAAAUCUGCGAGGCUCUUAUCUUUUAGAGAAAUGGCUUAUGCUGCUCUUUCUUCACUUAUGUAUACAUUGGAACAACUCUUCAAACCUAAUCAAUAUUUCGUUUGUCCAAGCUAUACACAACAACAUGUUCAAUCUCUCUAUCAAAAUCUUUCUGCUCUGCAACUUUUCCUUGACAAUACUACCACAAAGGAUAUUGAAACUCUUAAGGUUGUAGAAAAGAGGAUCAGAAAUGUAGUAUACGAAGCAGAAGAGAAAGUUGAUUCAAGCCUAAGAUAUAUCAUCACUCUGCUAGCAGAUCUCACAGAGAUGAGAGAAGAGACUUGUAAAUUCUUUGAGGAAGAAUUGGUAAAAGUGGAAAAAGAUGUUGAUUCUCUCAGGAAAGAGGUGGUGCAGAUCGAGUCUAACGAGCAGGGAAGCAAAUCUGCAGAAUUAGCAACAACUCCCUCCUCACCAGAAAAAAGGACAAUUGAGGAAAAUACUAUUGUUGGGAUGGAGGAUGACUUCAACAUCAUACUUGAUCGCCUCACUUCCCAAAUAGACGAGUUAACUGUUAUACCAAUUUUUGGUAUGGGCGGUAUCGGUAAGACAACUCUUGCUAGAAAAGCUUAUAAUGAUUCAUAUAUUCGUUCUCGAUUUGAUAAAUAUGCAUGGGUCACCAUCUCCGAAAAAUUCAAUCAGAGACAAAUGCUUCUUGAAGUUGCCUAUGCAAUUACCGGAAGCAAUCAAGAAAUGAGCGAUGAUCAACUAAUGGAGAUUGUGUAUAGAGGUCUGAAGGGAAGGAGAUUUCUAAUUGUCAUAGAUGAUAUUUGGAGUACUGAGGCAUGGGACCAAAUGCAAAGAAUAUUUCCAAAUGAUGACAAUAAAAGCCGAAUUCUAAUUAACUAACUCGGCUCAAGUAUGUUGCUGAUUAAUGUCAACUGCCCUGAUUUUCCGCCUCAUAGUAAGUCUUUUCUAAGUCUAGAGGAUAGUUGGAAUCUAUUCACUGAGAAAAUAUUCAAAAAAGAUCCAUGUCCUCCUCUGCUAGAAGAAACAGGGAAGCAUAUUGUACAACAAUGUCAAGGGUUACCUCUCUCGGUUGUUGUCGUUGCUGGACUUCUUGGAAAAAUGGACCCAACACAUGAUAAUUGGAAGAAGGUUGAGGAAAAUCUGAACUCAUUCUUUGGUACGGUGUCCGAACGGUGCCAAUCAAUUCUUUCUCUGAGCUACAAUUACUUGCCCCAAUAUUUAAAGGCCUGUUUUCUCUAUGUUGGAGGUUUUCCAGAAGACAGAGAGAUUAAUGUUUCCAAGUUGAUUAGGCUAUGGAUUGCUGAGCAAUUUGUAAAGGCAAGAAACAAUAAAAGGUUAGAAGUAGUGGCAGAGGAGUAUCUAGAAGAGUUAAUUGAUAGAAGUCUAAUUUUGACUGGUAAACAAAGGGCUAAUGGAAGGAUAGAAACUUGCAAAAUUCACGAUCUUUUUCGCCAACUAUGCCUAAGUGAAGUUCAUACUGAAAAUAUUGUGUAUUACAUGAAUGGGAAUGUUCUCGUGUCCUUAUUAGAAGUCAUACAUGAUCAGCGGCGAGUGAUUGAUCUGCGUAAACAUGAAGAGAAGCAAGUUUAUAUCAAUGAUAUAACAAGUAUAACUCGUACCUUUAUUUCAAUGCAAUACGAUUUUCCAGAAAGGAUUUGUUCCAUUGUUUCAAAGUUCAAGUUGCUUAAGGUGUUGGAUGUAUUAUCACUCUGGUACGAUUUCUCUUGUGUAAUACCUGAACUUGUACAUUUGAGAUAUGUUGCUGCAAGAAUUGAUAAAGCUCUUUCACUAGACAAAUUGAGAAAUCUACAGAUCAUAAUUCUUCAAGAAAAUAUUGGUGUCAACAGAUCAACAAAGUUGGAGGAGCCAGUAGAUAUCUGGAGAAUGUCAGAGCUAAGACAUGUGGAUAUUGAUUCUCCACUAUAUAUAUCUAAUCCUCUUGAGGCAGAAAAUCCCUUGUUUCUGAAUAACUUGCAAAAUCUUUAUCUCUAUAACUCUCAUUUUAUUGUGGAAAUCAUAAAAAGAACUCCCAAUCUAAAAAAGCUAAAGUUCAUAGAUGAAUCUGAGAAUCCUGACUGGUCUGAAAUUCUUGAUUCUCUAAUUCUUCUAGAGGAGCUGGAGACGCUACUCAUAAAGCUGGAGAGCAUUGACCUGAACAUUUUCUCUGGAGAUAUUUUGUCUUGUAAAAUCAAGAAAUUAAGUCCUAAUAUCAAGAAAUUGAUAUUAUUAGGUACUUAUAUACCAUGGGAAGUUGUGAAUUUGCUGGCUAAUUUACCUAAUCUUGAGGUGAUCAGCGGGGAGUAUGCAUUUUCUGGAACAGAUUGGAAAGUAGAUGAAGAUGUUGUGUUUCGCAAAUUAAAAUAUCUACAAAUUGGUGAAGCAGAUCUGGAAAGGUGGGAAGCAACUGGUAGUGAUAAUUUUCCUAUGCUUGAGCAACUAAUACUUUAUGGGUUCGAUACACUGGAGGAGAUUCCGGAGAGUAUUGGAGAUAUAAUGACACUAAAAUUGAUCCAAGUAGAUAAUUGCAGCUCUUCUGUAGAUAAUAGUGCUAAGAGAAUUCAACAAGAGCAAGAGAGCUUGGGAAAUUAUGAGCUUCAAGUUCGAAUUACUCCAAAGGAUGAAGAAAGAGAAGGGUACUUGAACGAAGCUGGUGAUGAUUAUACAGCUUCUCAUUAUAUACUUCCACAUCUUCUCAAUUUAUAUUCAUCGCGAGCCAAGGCACAAGAUUUUGAGAUUUAUGCUCCAAAUGCAACAUUUGAAGAUCCCCUUAUGCAUGCAGAGGGGGUAAAGCAGGUUAAAUUGUCAUUACAUUCGCUUGGGAAGGUGUUCAGUGAGUCGAGAAUCGUGGAGUACAACGUCAUACAAAAAGAAAUUUCUCCUGGAAAUAAAGAGAUUUUAAUUGAAAACAAACAAUAUUACAAGUUCUUGGGGAAAGACAUUCAUAUGAUAUCACUAAUCAAGUUGUACACAGAAGGAGGAAAGGUUGUUCGUCAUGAAGAUUGCUGGGAUAAGAAACCUUUAUGGAAUAGGGAGACAAUGAAGGUACCACUUGUUGGUCGUGUGAUGAAGGUAUCUCGUAGAGCUUCGAUGCUUUUCACAGAUGCACUAAUGGGGUUUGGAAAAGAUCCCUCCAUGUAAAUUGUAGUGCACUAUUU
Molecule: messenger RNA, 3521 nt
Organism: Solanum tuberosum (potato)
Lineage: Eukaryota; Viridiplantae; Streptophyta; Magnoliopsida; Solanales; Solanaceae
Product: putative late blight resistance protein homolog R1B-12
Exons: 9
Coding region: 1258-3504 (748 amino acids)
Molecular function (GO): ADP binding
Source: RefSeq, a predicted model, not a curated record